Molecule: messenger RNA, 1014 nt
Organism: Alnus glutinosa
Lineage: Eukaryota; Viridiplantae; Streptophyta; Magnoliopsida; Fagales; Betulaceae
Exons: 2
Coding region: 1-1014 (337 amino acids)
Source: RefSeq, a predicted model, not a curated record
AUGCAGGCAACUUUGGGUAACUCCCCUUCUUAUGCUUGGAGAAGUGUUCACAAUGCUAGAGAGGUUCUUGAAAGAGGUCUCAUAUGGAGGGUGGGAAAUGGUGAGAAGGUAAGGAUUUGGGGGGAUUGUUGGAUCCCUUCCUCUUCCAAUUUUAAGGUUCAUUCCUCAGUGGCAGUUCUGAAUUCAGAGGAUACAGUGAGUAAGCUCAUCGAUCAAACUCUAGGGUGGUGGAAUUACCUGUUCAUUCAAAGGAUUUUUGGACCUCAAGAAGCUAAGUUGAUAUGCAGUGUCCCUAUAAGCCCCCUAAAGAGUUCGGAUUGUUUGAUUUGGCGUGGAACCACCCAUGGUUGUUUUUCAGUGAAGAGUGCCUACCAUAUGGAGGUGGGUCAUAAUCUUCUUCCUACUAAAGCAAAUUUGGCUCAAAAAAUGAACAACCAGGAUCCCUCUUGUCCAAUUUGCCAGCAACAGGUAGAGAUAGUUUUCCAUAUUCUGUGGGAGUGCCCUUCAUCUAUGACAGUAUGGCAGGAAGGUAGUCGCCGAAUACAAAAGCUGGUGGUGGAAUCCGAUGAUGGUCUGGGCUUAGGUCAACAAUUACUGUUAAAACUUGAGACUGAGGAAUUUGUAAAAGCUAUGACAGUGGCUAGACUCAUUUGGCUGCGACAGAAUGCUUUCGUUUUCAGGAAUGAAUUUGCUUCCCCGAUGUCUAUAGUGUUGGCAGCAAAGGAAAAUUUGGAAACUUAUUUCUUGGUUCACAGGAAAGAAGAAUUGGUGAACUCUCCGAGUUUUCCUCUUGAGAUGUGGAGCAAACCAAAGAUGGGAUGGAUUAAGUUAAAUUGGGAUGCAGCCUUGGACAUUCCAGCAAAGAAGUUGGGCCUGAGGGUGGUGGUGCGUGAUAGUUGUUGGGUUUUGGUGGUAGCAAAGGCAACAGUUGUUCCUUUUAUUAGCAACCCAACUACAGGGGAGGCUUUGGCAGCAUGGUCGGCAACAACUUUGGCUCGAGAGUUAGGCUUGUAG